Molecule: messenger RNA, 2621 nt
Organism: Penicillium brasilianum
Lineage: Eukaryota; Fungi; Ascomycota; Eurotiomycetes; Eurotiales; Aspergillaceae
Source: the annotation of a GenBank genome assembly
AUUCAUACUUCCUGCCAACGAGUCUGGCUCCGGUGAAGCCCGAUACUUUUUCUGGGUAAUACGGGUGCAAUACUUGGUUUAAGGCGUGGAAAAGUAUAGACGGCCGAGAUACCAUACGGAUAAUAAACGGGUACCAUACCGUAACUUCGUCCGUGGACUAGAAGAGGGACUGACCUCAUGCCCCCGCCGUCAUCCCACUUGGCACGCGCUCUCUUUUUCUUCGUCUUUGCUCUGUCGGGACUUUCUCCAUUCUCUAAUUCCCUUGCUCUCCUCUCGCUCUUCUAUCUUGGACCUCCUUCACUUUCCAUUUGUAGUGAUACCCCCAUCCUGCGUUACGACCUCCCAAUACCAGCUCUCCGCAAACCGUCUCUCGAUCUUUCCUACUCACCCCACCAUGUCGUCUGCGCUGCUGGACGAGGCCACGCGCAUCGCGCGCGAGUUCGAUUACCCUGCCGAGCAGGUCCAGCGCGGUGUUGAUGAGUAUAUCAAGCAAUCAAAUGAGGGUCUGGCAAAAGAAAACACCACUCUGAGCCAAAUUCCUACUUUCGUGACCGCCGUCCCCAAUGGCACUGAAAAGGGUCUUUAUCUCGCAGUCGACCUUGGUGGUACCAACUUCCGUGUAUGCUCCGUUCAGCUGCACGGCGACACCACCUUCUCCCUCACUCAGUCCAAGAUCAUGAUUCCCCGGGAACUCAUGGCCUCUGGUACCUCCAAGGAUCUCUUUACUUUCCUAGCCCGCCAAAUUGAGGCCUUCCUGCGCAUUCACCACAACGAGCACUUCGAGGCCCACCUGCGCCGGAGGCGCGAUGGCAACCAGGAGGAGGAUCUGUUCGACUUGGGCUUUACCUUCAGUUUCCCCGUGCGCCAAUGCGGUAUCAACUCCGGAACCCUGAUCCGUUGGACCAAGGGCUUCAACAUCCCCGAUGCUGUUGGCCAUGACGUAUGCGCGCUGCUUCAGUCCGCCAUUGACGAUCUCCAACUGCCGGUUCGUGUGGCUGCGCUCGUCAACGAUACCGUCGGCACCCUGAUGGCUCGCUCGUACACUUCCCCCGGCGAGACCGGUACUCUGGUGGGUGCCAUCUUUGGCACCGGCACCAACGGAGCUUAUCUCGAGAAGCUCGACAAGGUGACCAAGCUCAAGGACAUGAAGGAUGCGAAAGUUGAUACGUCGACCGGCGAGAUGAUUAUCAACGCCGAAUGGGGCAGCUUCGACAACCACAUGAGCGUGCUGCCAGACACCAUCUAUGACCAGCAGCUGGAUGCUGAAAGCAACAACCCCGGUGUUCAGAUGUUCGAGAAACGAGUCUCGGGUAUGUUCCUGGGUGAGAUUCUGCGCCGCGCCCUGCUGGCCAUGCACAACAACCCCGACCUCGGUCUCUUCAAGCCCAGCAAGACCUCCAACGUCUCCCUGCCCUCCGACUCUCUCUUCUACCGCCAAUGGGGUCUGGACACCAGCCUGCUGAGCCAGGUCGAGGCCGAUACUAGCAAGGACUUUGUCGAUGUCAAGGCUGCCCUCAAGGACCAUCUGAAGAUCGAGAACCCCAGCGAUGCCGAGUGCGAGGCUGUCAAGAUCGUGGUCCACGCGGUCGGCAAGCGUGCCGCACGUCUCAGCGCUGUCCCGAUGGCUGCCAUUCUCAUUCACACUGGCAAGCUCGAGACCGAGAGCAUGGUCGAUAUCGGUGUCGACGGCAGCUUGGUGGAGUUCUACCCCAAGUUUGAGGAGUACAUCCGUGAGGCUCUUCGUGAGGUACCCAAGGUUGGAGUUGCUGGUGACAAGAAGGUUCGCAUUGGCAUUUCCAAGGACGGCAGCGGUGUUGGUGCCGCUCUGAUCGCUCUGGUGGCCAGCAAAGACGAGACUUUGAAAACCCCCAAAGGCAACGAGAAGUGAACGUGAACCAGAGCCUUGGUUUCCACAACCCCAUAAAAAUUUCACUUCUCCUUGUCCCCUUUGAUGAAUCCUUCCCCGGGGCUGCGUGAAGUACUGGCUGGGCCAGUAUCUCAAAGGUGGGGUGGUUUUGUCUUUUCUUAUUGACUGGACAAGCACCUUCUCUAGCUUCGCACCCCGCUCUUCUUUUGCAUACCCCGAUCCAUUGACAAAAGGGUCGUUCGUUGAAACCAGGAUCUCAUUUCCGACGGACCUCUAGGGAAAUAAGCUAGGAAUUCUUAAUUCCCGGAACCCUACGGCUCUCACACGCCCGGGGUCACCCUUCGGAUGCUCUUCUUUUCUGUCAUGAUUAUGCUUCUGCCUGGUACACUCAGCCGGAUGUAUCAUUAGAUUUUUUUUCCCCUCUUUUGCUUAUUGUUUAUUUAUGGUCUCACGGAGUUGCACAGACAUUGUCCUGGCGUGGAACGGUAUCUAUGGAUCCGAAAUCCCUGCACAUAUUUGCAUUUUGGCUUCGAAACUAUUUGAAUGAAAUAUUCUAAAAUAUUUACUCUGAAUUUUGGUCUUGACUCUUGCUUAAGUGGCUGCUAGCAAAAAAAGAUGAUUUGAUUAUGUUAAGAGUGGAAUGAUAUACAGCGAGUGAUCAAUAUCUACACGACUCAGUUCUCCCGACUUAAUGACCAGGCUCAUAUCCGAUUGCCUUCGGAGCCAUCACAAAGUCAACGUGACCACCAGUCUG